AUGGAUAAUAGCACGGAACUUGGGCCUUUAAAUUCACCUGGCAACAUCUUUACUUCUCAUGGUGAGGGUAACAGUAUUGGCACUUCGUCUCCGCCACAUCCGCAUUCUACAGAGAGUACGGGUGAUAAUAAUGAGUUUAUGAACCCACACAAUAUAGUUUCCAGUCAUAUGCCUUCACGUGAGGGGUCUGUUUUUGUGAAUCGACAUCCCCCUGAGAGGCCGGUGGAGACUCUCGAAAAAGACGAUCAAAACCGAUCCUACCUGUACUCGCCGGCUCCAACUACCGACUGCAAUGAAUCUGUGAACUUUGUUUGCAUGCAAGAGGCAGCAGCAGCAGGAUUGCAAACUCCAAUUGUACCGGCUGCGUCAUCAUCAAUAAGUCAACACACCGCAGCAGAAUCUAAAAGUGUCCACUCCACUGAAAAUAACAAUGACUUCGUGAAAGUGUUCACGACUAGCAAAGGCAGUCAUAAAGGGGGAAGAUUGGAGGCGUUGCGGCGGAUUUCCAAUAAGCACAAAACAUUCAUUGGACUUACGACGAUCACGCCACAGCAACGAAACACCAAUGACUGCAUUAACCGAAGUAUUAAUGCCAGUGCACCCAACGAACUUUCGCGUGCGGGCGAUAACGGUGCUGUUACCAAUCCUGGGGGCACAAAACUGGUGCACAGUGUUCCUGUAAAACAGUUGCAACCCCAAGUAUCUCAUAUUGUGCUCGAUACAUGCAGUUUGCUGCGGGUUGGGCCACUCCAGUUGGCAUGUCUCAUGAGGAGGGCCGUUGUGUGCCUGCCACAUGGAGUUUUACAUGAAAUGGACUCGUGGAACCAUGUAGCCAAAAAAUAUGAAGAUGAAAUCAGCAGGAAGCGGGCGUUUGUUGCUCGUCGCAUACGUACUUGGGUGCACUACGCUACCAAAUAUAAGGCAAGCAUACGUCUUCAGGCGAUGAAUGAGGUGAACACUGCGUUUGACAAACAUGUGCAGAGGAAUGAUAUGGCAAUUCUUGGUUUUGCGGUGUUCCUGGAACGUAAUGAAAAGACUUUGGUGGAAUUUGUGACAGAUGAUACAUACCUUUCCCUGACAGCGGCCCAAGAGUUAAAAGGUGUAGUCCGAACAACAAAAGGUUUAUUGGAUUAUUACGGGUGCUAA
This is a messenger RNA of Trypanosoma brucei brucei TREU927, 1146 nucleotides long. RefSeq lists its product as hypothetical. Lineage: Eukaryota; Euglenozoa; Kinetoplastea; Trypanosomatida; Trypanosomatidae. The transcript has a single exon. The record is from RefSeq and is a predicted model, not a curated record. The coding region runs from base 1 to 1146 and encodes 381 amino acids.